Molecule: messenger RNA, 5420 nt
Organism: Nannospalax galili (Upper Galilee mountains blind mole rat)
Lineage: Eukaryota; Metazoa; Chordata; Mammalia; Rodentia; Spalacidae
Gene: Topbp1
Product: DNA topoisomerase II binding protein 1
Exons: 28
Coding region: 181-4752 (1523 amino acids)
Biological process (GO): mitotic G2 DNA damage checkpoint signaling; DNA replication initiation; mitotic DNA replication checkpoint signaling
Source: RefSeq, a predicted model, not a curated record
GCGAAAGUCAGUUCCUGUUUUCAGCCGCUUCCGGGAACUGCGGCCUUAGCUUGGACUGGGGGCGCCGCCGAGGGUGGGGGCUGCGAGCCGGGCCAGUGCCCGACCCCAGCCGCCGUCCUGCGGUCCGUGCGCCCUCCCGACUUGGUGCUCGGGAGUCCUCCGGCUCCAGUGAGUUCAAAAAUGUCCAGAAAUGACCAAGAACCGUUUUUUGUGAAGUUUUUAAAGUCUUCAGAUAAUUCUGAGUGCUUUUUGAAAGCUCUUGAGUCAAUAAAGGAAUUUCAAUCGGAAGAAUAUCUUCAGAUUAUUACAGAAGAAGAAGCAUUGACGAUAAAGGAGAAUGAUAGAUCACUUUAUAUCUGUGACUCUUUUAGUGGUGCUGUUUUUGAUCACCUUAAUCAGCUUGGCUGCAGAAUUGUUGGUCCUCAAGUCGUCACAUUUUGUAUACACCACCAGCAAUGUGUCCCAAGAGCUGAACAUCCAGUUUACAAUAUGAUUAUGUCUGACGUAACUGUCUCCUGUACAAACCUGGAUAAAGAAGAAAGGGAAGAAGUUCAUAAAUAUGUACAAAUGAUGGGUGGACGUGUGUACAGAGACCUUAAUUUAUCAGUAACUCACCUUAUUGCAGGAGAAGUUGGUAGCAAAAAAUACUUAGUUGCUGCUAAUCUGAAGAAACCUAUUUUGCUUCCUUCUUGGAUAAAAACACUUUGGGAGAAGUCACAAGAGAACAAAAUAACUAAAUAUACAGACGUGAACAUAGAAGACUUCAAGUGUCCUGUAUUUCUUGGCUGCAUUAUUUGUGUGACUGGCUUAAAUAGCAUAAACAGAAAGACAGUUCAGCAACUCACAACUAAGCAUGGAGGUCAAUACAUGGGACAGCUGAAAAUGAAUGAAUGCACACACCUCAUUGUGCAAGAAACAAAGGGACAGAAAUAUGAAUGUGCCAAGAGAUGGAAUGUACAUUGUGUGACCCUGCAGUGGUUUCAUGACAGUGUUAAGAAAGGUUUUUGUCAGGAUGAGGCUAUAUACAAGGCACAACCAAGAACAGAAAAGAAGACUGCGCCUGAUACUUCAACACCUACUGGUCAGAACAUAGCUGGAAGUCGUAGUCUUUCAGAUGUCAGCCAUAUAUCCAACAUAAAUGGAAGCUGUGUAAAUGAAACGAUGUUCAGUUCAGCUAAUAGCAAACUUGAGUGUACACUUGAAAACCUAGAAAACCUGGAUGUCAGUGCUUUUCAGGCACCUGAAGAUCUACUAGAUGGUUGUCGGAUAUAUCUUUGUGGUUUUAGUGGCAGAAAGCUAGAUAAGCUAAGAAGGCUUAUUAACAGUGGAGGUGGAGUUCGUUUUAAUCAACUUAAUGAAGAUGUAACUCACGUUAUUGUGGGAGAUUAUGAGGACGACGUGAAACAGUUUUGGAGUAAAUCAUCCUACAGGCCUCAUGUAGUGGGAGCAAAAUGGUUACUAGAGUGUUUUAGUAAAGGGUAUAUGCUUCCUGAAGAACCAUAUACACAUGCCAACUACCAGCCAGUCGAAAUUCCAGUUUCAAAUCGGCCUGAAAACCAAACAGCCCUCUCAGAAAAGAACAGCAGUUUCUGUAUGAAAGAUUUUGCUCCUGAUAAAAAGCUAGAGCAAACUGAUGAAGAUCUGCUCUCUCAAUAUGUAAAUAAUGAUUCUGCAAUAGUUGGAGCUGAGACGUCUGAAGCUGCAGAGCCUCAUGCUGGGCCUUGCAAUGGUUCUACUCCUGUUGAGCCCUGUAAUGAUACUACUUAUAUUUCUCUGCAAGGGGAAAACCAGUCUUCUGUCAGUCAUUACCUCCUUGAUUCUGCAGCUACUGAACAAGGCUUAUUUGGCCAAAAGAGUUUCCUUGUUUUGGGUUUUAGUGUUGAAAAUGAAUGUAAUAUUGUAGACAUCAUAAGAGAACAUGCUGGAAAGAUUGUAUCCCUUCCCAGCAGAAUUGUUGCUGAUUAUGCUGUGGUUCCAUUGUUGGGAUGUGAAGUAGAAGCCACCGUGGGAGAAGUUGUUACAAAUACAUGGCUGGUUACAUGUCUAGACUAUCAGACAUUAGUUGAUCCAAAGUCAAAUCCUCUCUUCACACCAGUCCCGGUAGUGGCAAGAAUGACUCCUCUAGAGGAUUGUGUGAUUUCACUCAGCCAAUAUGUUGGAGCGGAAAAAGAGUCCUUGGUAUUCUUAGCAAAUCACCUUGGAGCAAGUGUUCAAGAAUUCUUUGUUCGCAAAUCCAAUGCAAAGAAAGGCAUGCUUGCCAGUACACAUCUUAUAGUGAAAGAACCACUUGGUUCUAAAUAUGAAGCUGCAAAGAAGUGGAAUUUACCAGCAGUCACUAUUGCAUGGCUGUUAGAAAGUGCUAGAACGGGAAAGAGAGCAGAUGAGAGCCACUUUCUGAUCGACAGUGCACCUAAACAAGAACAAAGAUUGGAAACUAAGAUACCAAAUGGAGUAAAUCUAAAUUCAGAUUCUCUAGCAUAUCCUGUCUCACACGUGGGAAAUCUCAGGAAAAGAGCUGUUACACCUUUGGACAUGAACCGUUUUCAGAGUAAAGCUUUCCAUGCUGUGAUCUCACAGCACACCCAGAAGGCUUCAGACUCUCUAACAGGACAGCCACUUGAGAAGGAGCCCUCUUUACACCUGGACACACCAUCGAAGUUUCUGUCUAAGGACAAACUUUUCAAGCCUUCCUUUGAUGUGACGGAUGCCCUUGCAGCCUUAGAAACUCCAAAAGCUGCCAGCCAGAAGGAAAGAAAACUGAGUUCACCACUCUCAGAAGUUAUCGUCAAAAACUUGAAACUUGCUUUGGCAAAUAGCUCUCGAAGUCUUGCCAGCCCCCAACUGAAGGGUUCCCAAUCAGAAAAGGAGGAGGAUCCAAAGCCACUUCACAAAGUUGUGGUAUAUGUGAGUAAAAAGCUCAGUAAGAAGCAGAAUGAGCUAAAUGGGAUCGCAGCCUCGCUAGGAGCAGAUUACAGGUGGAGUUUUGAUGAGACAGUGACUCAUUUUAUCUAUCAAGGUAGGCCAAAUGAUAGCAAUCGAGAGUAUAAGUCUGUGAAAGAAAAAGGAGUUCACAUAGUUUCAGAGUAUUGGCUUCUAGAGUGUGCCCAGGAAUAUAAGCAUCUUCCUGAAUCUCUUUAUCCACACACUUACAAUCCCAAAAUGAGCCUGGACAUCAGUGCUGUGCAAGAUUGCCAACUCUGUAACACCUGGGCACCCUCAGCUGUUUCUGCGUCUAAGGACAGUGAGCCAAAUCAUUUGCCUGUAGAAGAAAAUGAAGUAGAUAAUAUGACCACAGAUAAUCAAGAAUCAGCACUAUCCAUUGAAAAUGGAAGGAAUGAUUGUAAUGGAGCUCUAACACAGACCUUGGCGAUAAGAAAAAACUUCCAGAAGCAGCUGCAGGAGAUAAUGUCAGCUACCUGCAUCGUGAAGCCACAGGUGCAGAGGACUUGCCUGUCAAGAAGCAAUUGUAACAGCUCUUCUUCAACCCCUGACAGUGCUCGCUCUGCUCGGAGUGGAAGAAGUCGAGUCCUGGAGGCGCUCAGGCAGUCUCGACAAAAAGUGCCUGACAUCAACACAGAACUCUCCCAGAGUGAGCAAAUCAUUUGGGAUGACCCAACAGCGAGGGAGGAGAGAGCGAGGCUCGCCAGCAACUUGCAGUGGCCUAGCUGUCCCACACAGUAUUCUGAGCUUCAGGUUGACAUUGAAAAACCGGAAGAUUCUCCUUUUCAAGAGCCUUCAUAUGAUUCAGAAAUGGCCAAACAGGCUGUUUGUGAUCCUGGAAGUGUGUGUGUGACUGAAGCCUCUGAACACUCAAUCUCUGAAGAACCAGAAACUUCAACAGAAGACAGUCAGCUAAUCCCCACACCACAAGCCCCCAGCAUUGCUUUCCCCCUGGCCAACCCACCUGUGGCCAACCCACAUGUGACUCCACAACCUAUGGAGGAGAUUGAAACACUGGAGGAGGCUCAUGAAAAACUGAAAAAACGGUAUAUAUUCCAGAUGUCCUCGCUGAAUCCUCAAGAACGGAUUGAUUAUUGUCACCUGAUUGAAAAACUAGGUGGGUCUGUGUUAGAGAAGCAGUGCUCUGACCCCAGCUGUACACACAUGGUUGUGGGACACCCACUUCGCAACGAGAAGUACUUAGCCUCCAUGGCCGCUGGGAAGUGGGUGCUUCAUCGCUCCUACCUGGAAGCAUGCAGAGCUGCUGGGCGCUUCGUGCAGGAAGAAGACUAUGAAUGGGGAAGCAGUUCCAUACUUGAUGCUCUGACUGGCGUCACUGAGUACCAGCAAAAACUAGCAGUUGCGGCAAUGAGGUGGAGAAGAAAAAUUCAGCAAAGACAAGAAUUAGGCAUUGUUGAGGGAGCAUUUAGCGGGUGGAAGGUUAUUUUACAUGUUGAUCGACCCCGAGAAGCAGGGUUCAAGCGCCUUCUUCAGGCAGGAGGAGCAAAGGUGUUACCUGGCCAUCCUGUACCUUUAUUUAAAGAAGCCACACAUCUCUUUUGUGAUUUUAAUAAACUGAAACCACAUGACUCCAGAGCCUUCAUAGCAGAGGCUGCUGCCCAGAACAUGGCCUGCUUGAGAACAGAGUACAUUGCUGAUUAUCUCAUGCUGGAAUUCCCUCCUUGUGUAGAGAAUUACCGUCUACCAGAGGCUACUUCACUUCUUCAAAAUAAGGAGCCUGGGCCUGGGAUACCCCAAAAGAGAAAAGUUCCCCCAGAGAAGAAGAACCUCAAACAGCCUCGGGUACACUAAUGCUGCCUGCUCUCUGGUUGCCGGGCAGUAGACACCUUCUUGUUAGGGCUGGAGCAGUAGGUCAAUGGUAAUGAGCUUGCCUAGAGUGUACCAGGCCCUGGUUUCCAUUCCCAACACCAAAAAAAUUAACAAAAAAAGAGCGAGAAUCCUGUCUGUUCCUUGAUGGGUCUGUGUAGUGAUUAAAGACAAAUAUCUGAAGAACUUUGCUGCAGAAUGUAGUGAUAAUCCGAGGUUUUUAAUACCUGAAAUUUUAAUCACUGAAAUAUGAACUGAUCCAUAAUAAAAAGUUUCCUUAAACAACAGUAAAAACGACACCUAAGCUAGCUUGUUGUUAAACCACACUGAGAACCUAAGGGGCUUCUCUUUGCUUUUCUUAAAAGUACCUGAGGCUAUAGCUUAUUAGUUUUAACAAGGAGAUGGAUUUUGUUUCAAAAUGUCAUAGUUCAGAAGACAAAAGUUGCCAAUGGGGUUAUUUCAUGUUCUCCCUGAUUUUAUCUUCUUGCCAUUUUACAACAACCUGAGGGCAAGGUUUAAUAUGGAAGCUAGGGCUUUAAAUUUAAAUAUGUGUGUAUAUGUAUGUUUGUACAAACCUAUGAUGUUUGCCAAAUGUGGGCACCAAAACUUAGGAAAUGUGAUUUAAAGAAUAAAAAUAGUGACUCAGACUGGUA